Messenger RNA from Orussus abietinus, 2420 nucleotides. RefSeq names its product mitogen-activated protein kinase 14B. The transcript has 10 exons. NCBI's taxonomy places the organism in Eukaryota, Metazoa, Arthropoda, Insecta, Hymenoptera, Orussidae. Gene Ontology annotation, cellular component: nucleus; cytoplasm. Gene Ontology annotation, biological process: intracellular signal transduction; protein phosphorylation. The coding region runs from base 162 to 1232 and encodes 356 amino acids. The record is from RefSeq and is a predicted model, not a curated record. Gene Ontology annotation, molecular function: MAP kinase activity; ATP binding.
GUGCACGUACACUUAUGCGCACCGACGUCAGGUUAAUUUGGAAAUGGUCGCGGCGCUUCCGAGUUCGAGUCGGCGGUAGUGUUUUUCCUUUGAGUCCCCGGCGUGUUUACGACCCAACGUGGUGACGUUUCAUAGGCAAGGGAAUAGUGCCUUCGGGGAAGAUGCCGAAGUUCCAUAAGAUCGAAAUCAAUCGGACCGAAUGGGAGGUACCGGAGCGAUAUCAGAUGCUCACUCCCGUCGGCUCGGGCGCGUACGGACAAGUCUGCUCAGCUGUGGACACGAUAAAUGGUCAGAAAGUAGCUAUAAAGAAGUUGGCACGGCCUUUUCAGUCGGCCGUACAUGCUAAACGGACCUAUAGGGAGUUGCGUAUGCUGAAACAUAUGAAUCAUGAAAAUGUCAUUGGUCUAUUGGAUGUAUUUCACCCGUCUUCAUCGUUGGAGGAUUUUCAACAUGUAUAUUUAGUGACACAUCUUAUGGGAGCCGAUCUCAAUAAUAUAGUACGAACACAGAAGCUCUCUGACGAUCAUGUACAAUUUCUUGUAUAUCAAAUCCUCCGUGGAUUAAAAUACAUUCACUCAGCUGGUAUUAUACAUAGGGACCUGAAACCAUCUAAUAUCGCGGUCAAUGAAGACUGCGAAUUAAAGAUCUUAGACUUUGGUCUGGCUAGGCCAACAGAGAAUGAAAUGACUGGGUAUGUGGCUACCAGAUGGUACAGAGCACCUGAGAUCAUGCUCAAUUGGAUGCACUAUAAUCAGACAGUUGAUAUUUGGUCGGUGGGAUGCAUAAUGGCUGAACUUUUAACUGGAAGGACACUAUUCCCAGGAACUGAUCAUAUUCACCAAUUAAACCUUAUUAUGGAAAUUUUGGGUACUCCACGAGACGAGUUCCUGCAGAAAAUAUCAACAGAAUCAGCUAGAAACUACAUACAGAGUUUGCCACCCCUGAAGAAGAAAAAUUUUAAGGACGUAUUUCGCGGAGCUAAUCCUAUGGCAAUAGAUUUACUCGAGUUAAUGUUGGAACUGGAUGCAGACAGAAGAAUAACUGCGGAACAAGCUUUAGCCCACCCUUAUUUAUCAGAUUAUGCUGAUCCGACAGACGAACCUGUGUCAUUGCCUUAUGAUCAAAGCUUUGAGGAUAUGGAUUUACCAGUUGAAAAGUGGAAAGAGCUCGUGUACCAUGAAGUGGUAAAUUUUGUACCUCAACAAGCACCACCUCCACCCGUGACGAAUUAAUCAACGACUUCGUUGGCAGUUUUGUAGGGCAAAUUGGUACAAUUAACUGGCGUAAGAUUAAAAAGCAACUAAAGAAACAAAUAUAAAAUGCACAGAAUAAUAUUCAACUGUACAUAAUAUGUAACCGAGGGUAGCCCAGAGUUCGAGCUUAUUUUCGCAUAGUACAUUGUAUAUUUUUACUAUCAUCAGAAGAAGCAGAGAUCGAAAGUAUAAGAAGCAAGGAUCACUUCUACUUUUGAUUAAGCUUAUUGGCAGGGUUUGUGUGAGCAUUUCCAAGAGUUCAGAACUACUUUUUGAAGUCUUCUAUACAUAGUAACGGGAUAUUACAUACUGUGUACUAUGUACAUAACGAAAUAAUAUAAAUGGAAACUUGAAUAGAUCUAUCAUUACAGCAGUUAGUCCUUCGUCUUAAUGGUAGACUCUUAUGACUAUUAUGAUACUAUAUGGACCUAAAAUUAUUAGGAUUCAUAUCUUUAUAUUCUUGUAUCUGUCGAUUUUUCAAAAUAUGAAAUAGCUUUUUGAAGAUUUGUACGAGCUAAAUAGCUCAUUUGACUAGAUCGAAAAAUUGAGGCGAACAACCACAUUAAAAGUGUUGUCCGUUCACUUUUGAAUUUUUUAAGGGCGCUUUCACCUGUCUAAGGCCUAAGCCAUUAUACGUACCUUCGUACUAGGUUUAAAGACACAGUAAUCUAAACGAUAAUCAAAAGAAGCCUAAUUUAUUACAUAGCUUACUAAUUUUCUAGAACUACUCAAGCUAAGAGAUUUUUUUUAACCAUUCUAUUUUCUAUUCAUAUAACAUAAUUAAUGCCAGGUUGUAGUUAGAGAUAGCUAAAGGUAAAUUUAUUUUUGCGAACAUAUUAAGCACCAGUGAAGGCUGGAGAGAGUUACUGCAUUUAUUGAUGCAAUAACGUUAGGAUAUUUGCAAGAAAUAUUCAAUUGUAACAGGGCGAAUUAAUUAAUCGAAAUUACGACAUAUUUUCUGUUAUAACAGUUUAACAAUACGUAGACUUCAAGUCGCUGUCUCUUAUGAAAUGUCAAAAAAGAAAAAGAGACUAGUAUUAUUUUCAUGUUAUGUGUUCAUAUUUGGAAGUAUGGAAAGAAAAACGAAAACCUGUGAAAGUUGCGUUAACCAUGUACUAUUUUUGUUGAUCUUUUCGUUGUUAAAUAAAGAACAAAGAUGACACCAGC